AUGGGGGGCCAACCAUACAAUAUGAAUAAGAGCUUUGACUUUAUUAGUGUGAUAGAAGCCUGUGGACUCACUGAUUUGGGGUUCUGUGGGCAGAAGUUCACCAGGUGCAACAAUAGAGACAAAGAUGCUAGGAUUUGGAAAAGACUUGACAGGGCCAUGGUUAAUGAUUCAUGGUUAGAAAUCAUGCCUGUAACAACUGUUAGUCAUUUGGCUUCUACAGGAUCUGACCACUGUCCUCUACUACUUGAAGGUGUGGCAAGACAGGGUAAUGCUACCAAGUACUUCAAAUUCUUACACUGCUGGACAGACAAUGUGAACUUCCUUAGCACUAUAAAAACAUGCUGGGAUAAUUCUGUGGAAGGUAAUCCAAUGAGAAGUUUCCAACAAAAACUGAAAAGAGUUUCUAAUACUCUCAGUAAAUGGUCAAGAAAUGAGUUUGGGGACCUCUUUGCUUCAGUUAAAGAAUAUGAAGAGCAGAUGGUUACAGAGGAGCAGAAUGAGGGCCUACAAUCUUUACCUACUAUGGAGGAAUUGAAGAAAGUGGUAUUCUCCAUGAGCUCUACAUCAGCUGCUGGACCAGAUGGAAUGAAUGGGAAAUUAUAUCAAUCAUGUUGGGAUAUCAUCUGUGAAGACUUACUGCGAUUAGUUCAGUACUUUUUCAAUGAACAUGGUCUUCCCAAGUUCAUUUCUCAUGCAUGCCUAGCUCUACUGCCAAAGAAUGAGCAUUCUAACAGUCUCUCAGAUUACAGACCUAUUUCUCUUAGCAACUACACUAACAAGAUUAUUUCUAAGUUGCUAAGUCUCAGAAUUACCCCAAUUCUGCCUCAACUAAUCUCAGAAAACCAAUCUGGUUUUGUUAAAGCCACUUCAGGACAGCUUAUCAACAAAGAUAAGAGUCAGCUCAUGAUGCCAUUGAAUACUCCAGCAGAUAUAGUGGAAAGGGUCAGCAUGAUCACAGGAUACAAAUGCACUAAUGGACCUAUCACUUACUUGGGCUAUCCACUUUAUAUUGGACGCCAAAGGAUCAUAUAUUUCACUAAUAUGGUUGCUAAAGUUCUAAACAGAAUCAGGGGCUGGCAGACUAAGAUGUUGAGCUAUGAAGGUAGAGUCACAAUGGUGAAAUCAGUGCUGCAAUCCAUUCCUAUACACCUGGUGUCAGCUAUCAGCCCAACCAAGACCACUAUGAACCAGAUCAAAAGGCUCAUUGCUGAUUUCUUUUGGGGAUGGAACACUGAAAGAAGAAAAUACCACUGGGCCACAUAG
Messenger RNA from Solanum dulcamara, 1263 nucleotides. RefSeq lists its product as uncharacterized. Lineage: Eukaryota; Viridiplantae; Streptophyta; Magnoliopsida; Solanales; Solanaceae. Bases 1 to 1263 code for a protein of 420 amino acids. The record is from RefSeq and is a predicted model, not a curated record. The transcript is spliced from 3 exons.